This is a messenger RNA of Entamoeba dispar SAW760, 1413 nucleotides long. Its product is annotated as serine/threonine protein kinase, putative. The transcript has 2 exons. Lineage: Eukaryota; Evosea; Mastigamoebida; Endamoebidae. Bases 1 to 1413 code for a protein of 470 amino acids. Gene Ontology annotation, biological process: protein phosphorylation; intracellular signal transduction; regulation of MAPK cascade. Gene Ontology annotation, molecular function: ATP binding; protein serine/threonine kinase activity. Gene Ontology annotation, cellular component: cytoplasm. The record is from RefSeq and is a predicted model, not a curated record.
AUGUCAACACCAUACUCAAGUAUUAGAAAUAUUAUCAAAGAAGGAUGUGUAGUAAAACAAGGUCACAUUAUAUGGAACUGGUAUAAUAGAUGGUUGGUAUUAACAAAGGAACAAUUAUAUUAUUAUGAUGAGUCGAAACAAAAGUUAAGAGGGACAGUUCCUCUUGACUUUGCUUCAGUCAAAAGUUGUGAAAUAGUAGACCAUCCAUUUUCCUUUGAAGUUUAUUGUCCAGUACAAAAUAAAACAUAUUUCUUUGAGGCUUUGAGUGAGGAAGAAAGAGCCAGUUGGAUUAAAAAAAUUUCUGAAGUUGUAGAUAUCAGUGAACCUACAGAUUAUCAUCAUUUAACCCAUGUUGCAUAUGAAGAAGGUGGGUUUGUUGGCAUUCCUUAUGAAUGGGAAAAUGUCUUUUUAGCUUGUGGCAUCACUCGUGAAGAAAUUAAAUCAAAUAAAGAAGACGCUAUAAAAGUAUUAGAAUUCACACAAAUUUUUCAAGACGACGAAACGGAAGAAACUCAGAAACAACCCCUUCCAGAAAACGAUGUCCCAGUUUUAUUAAAGGAAUUAAUUACCAGUGGUGACCCAACAAUGUUGUAUAAAGAUUAUGUCCCUAUUGGAGAAGGGAUGAGCGGAGUUGUAUUUCAUUGUUAUGAAACAUCAACAAAUAAGGAAGUUGCUAUGAAAAAGGUCUUAAUAAAAAAUGAUUCAGUUAACGUCCAAGAAAUUAAAAUUAUGCAAACGUUAAAUCAAAGAAAUAUUGUUGGGUAUUUAGGAUGUUAUGAACUAGACAAUUAUCUAUAUAUCGCAAUGGAGUAUAUGGACCGAAAUAAUUUGACAGCAAUGUUGGACUUUUUCCCAGAGUUUUCAUUAAGCGAAAGACAUAUUGCUUAUGUUGUACAUGAGUCGAAUGCAGCAUUAAAAUAUCUACACUCACUUCAUAGGAUUCAUAGAGAUAUUAAGUCUGAUAAUAUUUUAUUAAACCAUAGGGGUGAAGUAAAGCUUGCUGAUUUUGGUAUUUCUGUCCAACUUACAAAGAGAAAAUCCAAACGGAACACUGUUGUUGGUACCCCUUAUUGGAUGGCACCAGAAGUGAUAAAAGGAAAAGACUAUGGGACAAAUAUUGAUAUUUGGUCAUUAGGUAUUAUGUGUAGAGAAAUGAUGGAAGGUGUUCCACCAUAUAUUGAUGAUCCACCAUUACGGGCAUUAUUCAAAAUUAGUACAAAAGGGAUUCCUCCUGUUCAGUACGGAGAUUAUACACAAACUAUCCUUGAUUUUGUUGAUAAAUGUUUAACUUUUGACCCAACCAAACGACCUGAUUGUGAAGAACUUGACAAAGAUCCAUUUAUGAGUUUAGCAUGUUCACGAGAAGAAUUUGCUGAGUUUAUUCAGAAAAUUGUUCAACAAGCCGAAAAAUAA